Molecule: messenger RNA, 4676 nt
Organism: Ochlerotatus camptorhynchus
Lineage: Eukaryota; Metazoa; Arthropoda; Insecta; Diptera; Culicidae
Gene: slgA
Product: proline dehydrogenase slgA
Exons: 12
Coding region: 758-2890 (710 amino acids)
Cellular component (GO): mitochondrion
Molecular function (GO): FAD binding; proline dehydrogenase activity
Source: RefSeq, a predicted model, not a curated record
GCCGUCGCGCUCACUGUCUGUAGAUCCGCGGUCGUGUACGGAGCGUUUUUCAGAGCCAACAUUUCGAGUGUCCUGUGCUGUGCUGUGUCAGUGCCCGUGUUUGUGCAUAAUAGUGAAAAUUCCCAAAUUUGUUUGCCAGAAAAUCGCAAAAAGAACCGGUUCAGUCAGCAAAUCCGCCUGCAACCGGGUCCUUUACCAGUAGAGGAGGGCGGAAAAUCCGGAUUUUUUUCCAUCACUUCGGUGUCAAUUAACAUUGUGUCUGCUGUCAUUUUACGCAUUUGAUUUUUCAUUUUCCGGAGUUUCCUGGACCAAAGAUAGCUUUUGAAGUGUGAAAAUCGUUCAUAUCGAAGUCGUGGGUUACCGCUUGUGGUCCCAAAGGUGGUCAAUCAAGUGACAGCAGAGGAAAAAGUGUUUACGUAAUUUCGCUGAAUUUUCGUUGUGUAAUGUGAAGAAUCGUUCUCGUGUGUGCAAGAAGAGAACAGCAGUCAGGUUUUAGCAAAAAUUGUUCACCCCCGGAGUCCGCGUGUGGGGAAGAAGAAAGACGGUCUUCGGUUUCGUGCGAGUGUAUUGGUGCUGGCCCUUUGCUGAACAGCAGUUCCAUCCGUUUCCCCCCUUGUUGACCAUCGUCGUUGUCGUCGUCAUCCAAAGCUCUAUCUGUUCACCGCUCUCCACGAGUUUCUUUCGAAACCGAACGUCAAACGCAGUGAGACAGGACCUCUUUUCUGACGGUCGGCGGUACAUAUUCGGUAGUUGUGUAAUGGCGUUUCUGCGUUCGGUCGCUCGGUGCAAUAGUCUGGUCUCGCGAAAAGUGUCCUCCACGUCAUCUGUGGUCAGCGGUAGUAUCCCGGUUUCAAGCUCGCAACGUGGUAUCCCAUUUAGUGAUGCACUAAGCGUCAAUCAGUAUCAGGCUUCACUGACCUAUCUUAGCCAGGUCUUGGCCGGAGGGCAACUUCACCAGCGACGGUUCCGAUCGGUGACGGCAACUGCCAGUCCAAGUAGUGUCCAUGUCGCCAAACAGCAACAACAGCAGCAGGACAAUCCCAGCUCGCCGCAGCGCGAUCCGCUGGACGUCAGCUUCAAUGAUCCGAAUGCGGCGUUCAAGAGCAAAACCACCCUCGAGCUGAUCCGGGCCUAUUUUGUGUACGUGCUGUGCUCGUCCGAGUUCCUCGUCGAAAACAACAUGAAGAUCAUGAAGCUCACAAAAGCUAUUAUAGGAGACAAGCUGUUUGUCCAGUUGAUGAAGUCAACUUUCUACGGACACUUUGUCGCCGGAGAGGACAGAUUCCGGAUCGUGCCAGCGCUUGAGAGACUGCGGUCUUUCGGCGUUAAACCCAUCCUAGACUACUCAGUAGAGGAAGAUCUGUCCCAGGAGGAAGCAGAGAAGCGUGAAGUGGAGAAUUUGAGAGUACAACUAAUGAAGAGAAUCGCAAGAAUGAAUUUUCCCAUUCCUCGUCCCCGUGUGUGCAGCGAAAAUCAUUUAGGAAACCCUUCGACAAUGCUUUUGGGUAUUAGUGCCGAAAAGAGGACGGCAAUCCAUGUGCGCAGGGCUUCUGUAUCGUCCACCGGGACGAACCUGUCUGCUGAGGGCCUCUCCCUGCCCCAGUACAGCGUGGAUAAAACGUUCGCCGAUCGACGCUACAAAGUACAAAGUGCACGUACCUACUUCUAUCUAAAUGAAGCGACCUGCGAACGCAACAUGGAGACAUUCCUGGAAUGUCUGGAUGCCGUUAAAGGUGCUACCUUCGGUACUGGAAUCACCGCCAUCAAGCUUACCGCCCUCGGACGACCUCAACUGCUGCUCCAGCUGUCCGAGGUCAUCAUGCAGGCCCGUCACUACAUGAGGGAACUGGCCGGUGCUACCGGUAACGUCCUAACACAUCACAAAACGAUCCAAGAUCUCGAACGAUACCUGAGCAACGUGGCCGACCAGAAGGAAGUUAAGAAAUUUUUGGAGAAAGUUACCUCGGAUAAAGAUGGUAUUUUGCACUUGUUCCCCUGGUCGGGAAUCAUCAACGAAGACUGCGAACUGAGUGACACCUUCCGAGUACCGGAUCCAGAGUCUGGACAGAUGCGUAGAUUGAUCUCACAGAUUCCACCCAAAGAGGAAGAAAUGUUCCGCAACAUGAUUAGACGAUUGAACACCAUUGUAAAGACUGCCCAAGACCUAGACGUGCGUAUAAUGAUUGACGCUGAACAGACCUACUUCCAGCCGGCCAUUUCGCGUAUCACGCUGGAAAUGAUGCGAAAGUACAACACUGAGAAGGCAAUCGUUUUCAAUACGUAUCAGUGCUACUUGAAGGAUACUUACAAAGAGGUAUGUACCGAUUUGGAGCAAGCGAAACGACAAAACUUCUACUUUGGAGCUAAGCUGGUGCGAGGUGCGUACAUCGAACAGGAACGGGCUCGAGCCGCUGCUCUGGGCUACGAUGAUCCAACGAACCCAUCGUUCGAAGCAACCACGGAGAUGUACCACAAAACGCUGACCGAAUGCUUGAGGAGAAUCCGGAUCCUUAAGGAUUCGAACGAAGAUCCGAAAAAGAUUGCCAUUAUGGUGGCUUCGCACAACGAGGAUACGGUGAGGUUCGCCAUCGAACAAAUGAAGGAAAUUGGAAUCCACCCCGAGGAUAAGGUCAUCUGCUUCGGCCAGCUACUGGGCAUGUGUGACUAUAUCACUUUCCCGCUCGGUCAAGCCGGCUACUCUGCCUACAAGUACAUCCCGUACGGUCCGGUAAACGAAGUGCUACCAUACCUAUCCCGGCGGGCCCAGGAGAACAAGGGUGUACUGCAGAAGAUCAAGAAGGAGAAACGCUUGCUGCUGAGCGAAAUCACCAAACGACUAGCCAAGGGCCAACUGUUCUACAAGCCCAAGGGUAACUAUACGCCGAUCUAAGAUGUUCAGCCUAGGAAUUAGAAUGAAGAAUGAGAUCAAAGUUACGUCCCAUGGUAAAACAUAUAAACACACAUACAUAAACAAAAUAAAAAGCAACACAUUUAACUGGGCACAGGCUGCAUUACAGAAUCGGAUUUCCAUCAGGUCGCCGGAAGCGGAAAUAAGUGUGUUGUGAUUGUACUAUUAAUUGUACUGGCAAAACCCCUUCUAGAGCCUUGCUGUUAGGAAGCGGUAUCGAAAUGUACUAGCGAUGAGAAUGUAUCAAAAAAACAACGCUUUUUAGAGCAGAGGAAAUACAGUUGGACAGUUUCUCAAAUUAUGUUAGUAAACAAAUGAUGAUAUUUAAAGCUCAUCCCUUAGCCCCUCGGAAAGACGGCAACUCAAAGUGAAAACUUUCCGGUUUUCAACAAAUGGCUGCGUUUAUUCAAGUGAAGGAAACAGAAUCGAUGAUUUGUGAUUGUAAUUUUAGUUUUAGUAACUGAUACGUUUUAAGGCGAAUAAUUUUUAAUAAACGAACAACGUUUUUUACGUUUAACCGUUAGCAUUGCAGCGUUUUUGGUACGAAAGCACUGCUGAGCCAAGUGGUAUUAUGAUUUAAUAUUUGUUUAGUAAAACCUUUUCAUUAGUUGAGCAAAAGGAACACGAAUCUGAUACUCCUCGAUAAGUUUACAGUUCAUGCACCAGCAAUAGUCCAAUUAGUAGGAAACACAUUAUUAUGACAUACACUAAACGAGCAAAGAAACUGCCUCAGGACGACAAAUAGUAGCGAAAAUUACCAUCAACCAACCAAAACCAAAACUAGAAGAUACGUUCCGAUGAUGUCCUGGAAAAAGUGUCGAACUAGUGAAGUGGUAUUUAUUAGGUGUUCAAAAAAAAUGAAUCUCUAGGUGUUUAUCUCGAAAUUGAAAAAAAGCGGAAACGUUCUCUUGUUCGGUACGAUGGCGUUCUAUAAAAUUGGUUACACAAGGUAAUUGGUCACCGGGAAUUUUUCAAUCCUUGCUCAUUGAACGACCAAGAGUAAUGUUAUUCAAUGCACUACCUCGUAUAUUGAGGUCACGCUUGGUGAAAACCGUUUUCAGAUUGUUAUUCGGUCACAUUCAAAUGGAUAAAUCUAACCUUAUAUUCAAACACUUACGAGUGGUAUUUUUUUCGUGAUAUAAUUUCUAUGAUUUCCCGGCCCUGGAUUGUUCUUUCACGUUUCGGGACGUGAUUCGCUGCAUUAUUUGAAGGGGAAAAGCCGACCGAUGAUGUAACCCUUUUUAUAAUCGCAACAAUAAGGGAACGUCCCUUUUCCCGUUUCCCAAAUUUCAACAAUUUCCUUUUCAUGAAAUCAAGAAACCAAAUAAAAAGAAACCACACAAAGGAACGCGCACUUGAUGAAAAUGACUCUGAUUACAAUUAAUGAUGGGAGAAAAGUUGACAAUAAACAUUGAAAGUGAAAACAAACAAAACAAAACCGUAAAAAGAAACAAAACUAUCGUAUAACCGAAACCAAUUGAAAUGUGAACGGAUAUUACAAUUAACAAAACAAAAGUCUUGAACUAUGUGAAUGUAUAAUGUACGUUAUAAGUUACUGAGCAGGCAUUAGAUAACAAUGUGAACCGCUGUCGAAGCGCCUUUAGGCCACCUUGGGUGUUGUUCGAAAGGUGACGCAAGGUUGACAACCACAUACACCCCCACACACACAUAUAUAUUAUUAAUUACAAACUACUAUUACUGCAUACCUAUAAUAAAACGAGAGGAAAAACACAAUACAACACAAGCUAGUGAUGCUGAAAAACUGAAA